This is a messenger RNA of Vicia villosa (hairy vetch), 1106 nucleotides long. Its product is annotated as F-box protein PP2-A13-like. Gene Ontology annotation, molecular function: protein binding. NCBI's taxonomy places the organism in Eukaryota, Viridiplantae, Streptophyta, Magnoliopsida, Fabales, Fabaceae. The record is from RefSeq and is a predicted model, not a curated record. The transcript has 3 exons. Bases 210 to 1070 code for a protein of 286 amino acids.
AAUUCUUUUUUGAUUGGAAACUUCCCACAAAACCUUUUCCCACAAGAUCCCCACCACACUUGUUUGUGUCUUUCUUUAAAGCCAAAACAUGUUCUUUGUUUUGUGCCAUAACACAACUACCUUUUAUUGAACCACCUUCUCUCUAACAAUUUCUCUCCUUAAACUUUCAUCUCAUAAUUCUUCAAAUUCUUAUCAUUUUUUUCAUUGAUAUGGGGGCUGGUAUUUCUACAAUUAAUGAAGAUCAUGAUGGAUAUUUUUCUUCUUCCAAGACUUGUCUUGAUGAUAUUCCAGAAAGUUGCAUCUCUUCCAUUAUGAUGAAGAUGGAUCCUCAAGAGAUUUGUAAAUUGGCUAGAGUUAAUAAAACUUUUCAUAGAGCUUCCUCUGAUGAUUAUGUUUGGGAAUCUAAGUUGCCACAAAGCUAUAAGUUUCUUGUCAACAAAAUUAUUGGGGAAGAAAAAGUUUGUUCCAUGACCAAGAAAAAGAUCUAUGCUAAACUAUCUCAACCCAAUUUAUUUGAUGAGGGCACAAAAGAAGUUUGGUUGGAUAGAUGUAGUGGACAAGUUUGUUUGUUGAUUUCAUCAAAAUCUUUGAAGAUAACUGGGAUUGAUGAUAGAAGAUAUUGGAAUUAUAUUCCAACUGAGGAAUCAAGGUUUAAAAGUGUGGCAUAUCUUCAACAAAUGUGGUGGGUGGAAGCAUCAGGAGAACUAGAAUUUGAGUUUCCAAAAGGGGAUUAUAGUUUAUUUUUCAAACUUCAAUUGGGAAAGCCCAUAAAGAGAUUGGGCCGAAGAGUAUGCAAUCUUGAACAAGUACAUGGUUGGAACACAAAGCCCAUUAGGUUUCAACUAUCGACAUCCGACGGUCAGAAUUCGCUCUCGCAGUGUUAUUUGAAUGGGCCUGGAGAAUGGGCCUAUUACCAUGCUGGAGACUUUGUCAUUGAGAAGCCCAAUGGGCCCAUUAAUAUUAAAUUUUCUUUGGCCCAAAUUGAUUGCACACACACCAAAGGUGGUCUUUGCAUAGAUGGGGCAGUGAUUUGUCCUAAGGAGCUAGCACAUAAGUUGAAACAAUUUUAGCUUAUUCAUACUCAAUAGUAUUUUUUUUUUAAUCAA